UUCAACAUGAUUAACUUUUUUUUUUAUUGCUCUUAUCUACUCUAUCAUCUAAUUCUUUCUUUAAACAUCAUCAUCUCAGAUCAUAAACAUUGGCUCGUGAUAUCACUAUGUUGGGAAAAAUUAAAGAAAAUAAGUGUGGUAGAGUAAUAGGCGUAAAACUACAACAUUAUUUUUCUUUUUUUUCUUAUCAUGAUAUUCAAUUAAUUGUGAUUACAAUCUAAUUCUUAGUACUAAGAAACAACUAUAAUUAACUAAAACCAUGAGAGCAUAAUCCCACUAUUUUGACCCACUAAUAAUCCACUAAGUAGACCACUUGUUUUUUUAAUAACCAUUGAAAUAAAGUAACUAACUUAACUAACUUUAAAACGCUAUUUCUAACAAAUUCCUAAAACUAAGUCAUUAAUUUAGUGCCAAAUUAGGGAAGUAAAAUAACCCACUAUUACUAAUAACUUACUAAAAUAACUAACUACCAAAUAAUACUAUUUUAAUUUUUAGUCAAAUCUUAACAAAAAAAUACUGGCCCGGUUUGGUGCAAUAAGGUUUAUUCAUGGCAUUAUUUUUUUUGAAAAUUACCAUAAUAAUUCAAUCUUUAGUCGAUUUUCCUACAAUAAUUCUGACUAUUGAUUAAUGAUAAAAAAUCCAAACUUUGAGCGGUGUUUCGGUUAUGAAACGAGGAAGUGGAAUACACUUGAAAUGCUGUAAGUUGAAGUGUUGUCGUGAGCGGCGAUCCGCAAGAGGAAGCGACUCGAAUUCCUGCAAAACAACACGUUAGCCUUGUCCGGGGGGUGAUCUCCCGGAAAACCCCUCCGACGCUCAAGUUAGAACGUAAAUCGGAUAUUAACGAAUGGAUGGCUUAAAGUAUGAAUGCAAGAUGAGAUGUAGGGAUUGACAUCAUUAGUGUUUGGGUAGGUUAAAUGAGACAGAGUGUAAGCAAGGAUAUUAUAAAGGCUAGUUUUCAGAUGAUCCUUUCCUCUUGAUGGUUGCCUCUAUCUAUAAUGGUGAAGGAGGAAGUUAUUUCUGAGAAGUAGUUAUCAUCAUGGAAAUAGUGGGUAGCAGCUGAUGGUUGUGAUGGAGAUUGGAAGAUAGUGGGCAGUUAUCAGCCUUGGAAGAAGGAUGACCAGUCAGUGUGAGUGAGUGGAAAGUUAGGUCAAACAGGCAGUUACUUCCAGGGAGGGAAGUUAAGGUAUCCUGGACGUAGAAACCCUAUGGGCCAUUCAGGGAAGAUGGGAGAUCCAAAAGAAAGCCCAUUGACCAACAGUCAAAGUCCACUGUAAAGGUCAAGGGGUGUUUUGGUAGUAUGAUGCAAAUUACUAAAUAAAUAAAUUAAUUGAGUAAGUAGUACCAUGACAGUUAGCCCCACGCAUGAAGGAUGAUGUGAAGAGAUAGCCCCAACAAAAGAAAACAUCUUCCUUUAUGCGGAAAAUCACGUGCCCGUCGUAGUUGAUUUGGUGAAGGGAUACGAUCAUAAUGAACAUUCAAUAGCCCCACAAGGAUGAACACAUACCCAAUUGGGUGAAUCUUCUAAGGGAUCAUGAAAAUUGAGCUCGUAAGCUUCGAGUCGACUGUUCAUAUGUCGAAAUCCGAGUUGUGCACAAAACAUAUCCCUAGCUUUCCUAUGACGCGGAAGGGGCAUUCAGGUCCGUGUCUUCGAUCAUACGGAUAUAUGGAGAUUAUACCAUACUUAGAAUUUUUACACCAUGACUGAGUGUUCCAAGGAGUCCGACUUAUCAAUCAUACGGACUCUCUGAAAUAUUUCACCUUAUCCAUACGACGGUUUAGAGCAAAGAUAAUGCGGCAUGACAUUCGCCGUAUCCAUAAGUCGGACAGCUGAAUGUGUAACUUUUCAUACUUAGAAUAAUUUUCGUUCUUGGAGGUGCAGUUUAGGGUCCGACUUGUCGGCUUCCCGGACGUAUUCAAAUGUUGAAAGACUUAGAACAAAUUUCCACAUUCUCCCUCUCCCUGGGGGUCCGACUUAUCGACCCGACGGUUGCUUGAGAGUUGGUUAACUGAAUACUUGGAGAAAUUUGAUGUUCCCCUCACAUUGGGGAUCCGACUUAUCGAUCUCCCGGUUAUAGUUAAGAACUGACACUUUAAAGAUUUUUCAAUAUUUCCCUUCCAUUGAGGGUCCGACUUGUAGACCUUACGGAAAGUGUUGAACACUUAGAAAAAUUCCCAACGAUUCCCCCUCAUGGGGAGUCCGACUUAUCAUUUUCCCGGCUCUCGUUUGGGAUUCUCCUUUCCAUUUAAUGUAUUCAAGUCCCAAAGGCAUUUAUUGCUGUUAUAAAUAGGGUGGUUGGAACAGUUCCCUCUCACUUAAUCCUCAUUACCUCCUUCAAAUCUUUACAUUGCUGGAAAGAGAAAGUAGAGAGAGACGCUCUGACAAUCUUCAUCCUUCCUUCAAACUUCUGACAAAUUCUCGAAGAUCUUCAAGAUUUCUGACAGAUCUUCAUCAAGUUUCUGACAAAUCUCCAACUUUCUUCAAAGGUAUUCAAACUUUUUCCCAGAUCUUCGAAUUUCUUCAAGUUAAUCUUCAGACUGUUCUUAAAUUUCUUCGACUUGUUCUUGAAUUUCUUCAAGUUAUUCUUGAAUGUUAGCCUAGGACUUUGAAUUCGUUUUAUGAAUUUAGUCUUUAUUCUUUACAAGUUUCGCCUACUACUUUAUGACUCUUGUUAACAUGGAUGUCGCGGCUACUCAAGAGACCAUAGCUAACUCAGACAUUAACCCUACUAACUUGCCGGAAACUCCUUUGAUAGUACAUAGACGUCUUAAUAAAAAGGGGUUAUUAAUGAAUGAUUCGGACGAAAGUAGUUCGGUGAGAAUUACCCCACAUUACGAACCAGUAAAGGCCAGGGAAGAGUCAUCCGUGUCCCCUGUAUACCCCCCAGAGAUAAUGAAAACUGCUCCUUGGGAAGUGAGCAUUGCUUUCUUCCCUAAUUACUUGCCGCGAAUAAAUCCUGACCUGGAAGGGUUGUUGUAUGUAGAUAUGGAAAACAUCGAAGGAUCCUCCGAGUCCUCCGGAAGGGAAAGCGUGGCGCCAGUCCCUCCUCCAUUUUAUAUUCCAGACGGCGGGCCCCUAAACUACUUCAUUGAUUUACAAACCAAGAGAGAUUUGGAUAAUCAACGGGAAGCCAUCUCCCGGAAAUGGGGUUUGCCGGAGAACAUUAAUAUUAUUACACCGGGGAAUUACGACACCGUUAGGUUUCCCCCCCUUUAUUGUAUAGCUGCUUACUUCCGUUCUUUCCAACUAGGACUUAGAUUCCCUCUUCACCCAUUUUUUAGAGAGGUGUUAGAGCUGUUAAAUGUUUCGGUGCCCGAGCUAUAUCCUAACGCUUGGGGGUGUAUGGUGGCCUUUUUGAUUUUAUGCAAAGUUUUGGCCGUGCCACCAACACUAACUGCCUUUAGAUACAUUUUUAGAGCCCGCCUAUGUAAUUCACAAUCAUAUGGCUGCGGCUGGAUUACUUUUACGCAUCGUCGUGGGCUGAAGAUAGUCCACGACCUCCCCGAUAACCAGAAGGGGUAUAGGACGAAAUUUGCGUAUUUGUAUAACUCAGGGGGAUGGAAUAUCAAGACCUCCUUCGACAUUAAACCCAACCUUUCGGGUUUUAACAACGGAAUCCCGCAAUGCUCUUUUGAUGACGCGGUGAUUAUCGAGUAUGCAAAGAUGGACGUUCAACUGGGGAGGAAACCCAUGAACGUCCAGCUAAAUUGGAUUCCGGGUCGUUUCGAGUUGGAGAAUGAGAACCUCCUCUCGGCAUUCGGCAUCAGCCUGGCUAUUGAUCGGAGGAUAGCCAAGCAAAACUUAAGGGCGAAAAAUCCGGAGCUGAUGAAGAAAUUUAGCGUUAUGCGAUUUGCCCAAGGGGCCGCCCAGAGAGCCGCGGAAAAGCCGUUGCCAACUCCCCCUAAGGACUCGACGACUGUGGAGAAGGGCCUAGAUGACGUGCCCUCGGAACAGGAGGCUCUCCGUCUUCUCGAGGAGAGGAGACAAGUUCACAUCCCCGAUGAAUCUAAGAGGGUGAUUCCUCUGCAGACGAGGGAGGUGACAAAAAAGAGUGGGAAGGAAAAGAAGAGAAAAAGAGAUUCUUCUUCCCACCAAGGGAGCUCGGCCAAGAGGAUCUCUGUGGACACCAUCCACACAGCCGUGCCCCUUCAAAUGAGGUCGGCUGAAGAGGAAGCGUCACCCCCCCUGGACGCUCCGAUGCCAGUCUCGAGCAAGGGGAAGGAGAAGGUGGGGAAGUCUUCCGCGGCUCCCGCGUCGCAGUUUGCUGAAGUUUAUCGUCGUCGAGAAGUUUCCCCUUUCCGACACGAGACGCCCUUUCCGGAGUUGGGGCACAAGGGCCUGAUCGUUCACUUCAAUAGGGCGACGUCCAACCUAGUCAGCAAGGUGGACGUCGACCUACUAGAGUCCUUGCCCCCACGUGAUAGGGUGCGUCAGGCGCAAGCUUCGGCGGCAGAGGCGUUCAUACGGUUGGCUUUUGAGCUCAACACCAGCCGUCAAAGUGCCGUGGACCAGGAGACCGUGGCCGCCCUUACCUCCCGCUGCGAAGAGCUGAACGAAGAAUUAUCAAAGUUGCGGGAGGACCUGUCGAGCUUAAAGGAGAAACUGGCCAAGUGUAUAGAGCUGAAAGAACGCUUGGUCAGGACCGAACAAUGGCGGGAAAGGGCGAGGAAGCAGCUAGAUCAGACCGUCGAAAACUUAGAUGCUGCUUCCAACAGGUCGGCGACCCUCGGCCAUGAAAUCGGCUUGCUGAUCGAUAUCCACGCCAAGCUCGUUCUUCAGAACCAGCAACUUAUGCAGCAAGUGUCGGCUGAUUCCGCCCACUUCAAGACGAUUCUAUCCGCGGCCAAGGUGUACAAACUGUGCCUAACGAGGAAGGCCCGGAUAGCUCGAGACUGGCUACUUUCGGAUGAGCCGGAAGCGUCGAAGUUUCUCGGAGAUCUGACGGCGGAGAUGAUGAGCGCCGGUUCCAUGAUUAGCGACGAAAAGUAUCGCUUGGCCGCCGUGGAGUUGGGCAUGGAUUUUACUUCCCUUCAGCAAACUGCUAAUCAGAAGGGGGGUGAAGCCUUGUCCAACCUCGCUUCCGCCUUGGAAGGUGAGUCGGCGGUGCUGGUCGACGCUGUCUGGGACGCGGAGGAGAAAAGAGCCUGGUCCGAAAGGAUGAAUGCUGAGGCUGAGAAGGAGGCUUUAUGCCUCGACUUAGAUCAGUUGGCUCUUUCUUCUCCUCCGGCGUCAGAUGUCCCGGAAAACUUGACGCUCUCCAGCCUGGAGAGUUUGUGUCUUGAUUUAUCCAACCUUAUCAUUGAUGAAGGUAGAAACCUCCAGGGCUUAUCCCGAGAGCUGUCCGAGAUCGGGGUGGAGCCGUUCAAUGUGGAAGAUUAUGUAAGCUUCACCCCCAGUCUUGAAGAGGGAAGGGUUGAGUCUCCUCUGCCGCCGGGUCAAGCUCCCGAGGAAGAUGUGAACGCCUUUUUGGAAGAUAUAUAAUUUCGUUG
Messenger RNA from Amaranthus tricolor (Joseph's coat), 5487 nucleotides. RefSeq lists its product as uncharacterized. The coding region runs from base 2660 to 5479 and encodes 939 amino acids. The transcript is spliced from 4 exons. NCBI's taxonomy places the organism in Eukaryota, Viridiplantae, Streptophyta, Magnoliopsida, Caryophyllales, Amaranthaceae. The record is from RefSeq and is a predicted model, not a curated record.